UGCUCUCAAAAACACAAUCAUAACAGCAGGAGUGAUAUCACGACGGAGCGCUCUACGAGCAGACUGCUAAGGUUAUAUAGGUAAUUUUAAAGUGGAUUUCGGUGCUCAGGACCACUGAGCGGCCAUGGAAGAACUUACAGCGUUCGUCUCGAAAUCUUUCGACCAGAAAACCAAGGAGAGCAGUAAGGAGAGUAUCACGUACAGGGAAGUUUUGGAGAGUGGCUUGGCGCGGGCGAGGGAGCUAGGGAACUCCGAGACAAGUCUACAGGACAUAACGGAAGGCAGCAACCACUUCCCAGUACAUCUAUUCAAGGAGCACAUAGAGCUAGAGAAAGAAAAACUCAAGGAGUUUAACGUUUCAAGGGCCACAGAAGGGAUAUAUGAGUGUAAAGAGAAGAAGGAAGACGUAAAGUCUGAGGACGAGGACGCACAGAGCAAACUGAAGCAGCGGCGGAGCAGGACAAACUUUACUCUGGAACAGCUCAACGAGCUGGAGCGCCUGUUCGACGAGACUCACUACCCCGACGCCUUCAUGCGGGAAGAGCUGAGCCAGAGGCUGGGACUGUCAGAAGCAAGAGUGCAGUGUGCAAAGCUGUCAUCAAGGCAAAGAGUGGCUACUUUGAAGAUUCUAAAAUAUGUUUGGUUUCAAAACAGAAGAGCAAAAUGUCGAAAACAAGAAAACCAGAUGCAUAAAGACACUUCUUCCUACUUUCCAGGUGUCAUUCUGGGCACUGCCAGUCAUCUGGAUGCCUGCAGAGUAGCGCCCUACGUCAACAUGGGAGCUCUACGGAUGCCUUUUCAACAGGUUCAGGCCCAGCUCCAGUUGGAGAGCGUGGCUCACUCCCACCAUCACCUGCACCCUCACCUGGCAGCGCACGCACCCUACCUGAUGUUCCCGCCCCCACCCUUCGGACUUCCAAUCGCCUCGCUAGCGGACUCAGCCUCUGCAGCGGCGGCCGUGGCCGCGGCUGCCAAGAGCAACAGCAAGAACUCUAGCAUCGCCGAUCUCCGACUCAAGGCAAGAAAACAUGCUGAAGCUCUGGGUCUCUGACCUCACCGGGCUUCCCCUCCACUUGCUCCACGCCCUCAUAAUAACCCACUUCUCACACAAGACUGAGCCCAGUGAUCGGGUCUGACACUUACAGCUUAAACAAAAAAAAUAAAAACACUGAGAGGGAGAAUGUAAGAGAGAGACAGAGAGAGAGAGAAAAAUAAAGACACAGGUAAAGAGAGGGGUAGAGGAUAAGUGGAGGAAGAGGAGGAGGAGGCGGUGGAAGAUGGAGGAUGGAGCGAGAAAAUUGUCACAAAACCAGCUAUCAAAACAACCACUUGUAGAGAGAACGGUAAAUAAAUACCAAUGAAAUCUCCUUUUACUUUUCGCCCAACAGGCAGGACUUCUGCGGGGCCAGUGGCUCAGUCCACUCCAGGCACACAUCACAAGUCCAGGACCAUACAAACACAUGUGGAUGUCUGUCUGAGCUGAAGGACAGGGCCAGGCCAGGGCCAGGCUAAACCAGGCCAGACCAGACGAGGAGACUUUAGAACAAAGCAAACUGUCAAAGCAAGCAAGCAGGGAGCAAAUACUAGAGCCUCACUGAAUCCGAUGCCGUCACGUUGACUUUACAGACUGUUGCAUGUGUGAGAAAAGACACUGACAACACAAGGCAUCGGACCCGCUCUAAACUUUACACACAAAAAAGACAAACAAAAAACAAAACAAAAAAGAGAUAAGAAAUGGCCACUGUAUUGUUUCCUGCCGCUGCCCAGUGCAUGAGUUGGAUUGCAGGACUGCAGGUCUAUCAUGGAGCCUGGCCUUUAUGUUGUAUCUGACCUAACGCCCCAAUUCUGUUGUAUCACUGCCAUUCAAACCGCCCUCUAUACCCUCAUCCACAAGGUCAAUGGUCAUUUGGGUUUGAUUUCCUUUAAACUUUUGACUGACAGGAAGAAGCAAUUCGAUUCCUUAUUUUUUCUGCUUUCGGAAGACUAAGAUAUGUGUUGCCAGGAAUGUGUCUGAGUCCAAAUGUCUUUUAGCUUUUCUCCUCACAUUGUUCUCUCUCUCUAGCUUUCUUUCUUUCUGUUUAUAGUGCUAUUUCCUAGGAAUAGAAGUGAAGAUAUUCUUUGCACUUCAGGUUUUGUAUGUGUGCGUUUACAAAUGGCACUACUAGAAGAUACUACUUUACUAAAUGAGGCGGGAAUAGGAACCAAUUUGGUUUUUAUCAUGUCAUCAAAAAGAGACGUUCACAAAACGUUUCGAAGGAUAAAGGGUUUAACUGCAAUUUUUUUGUAAUUUUUAAAACAUGAAGGAAGCAUCAGUUAAACUGAAAUGCACUUUUGUGCAGUUUAAGUGCAAUACUGUAAAUAUGAAAAAGUUUAAAAAUAAUAAACAAAUUGUUCAUUGUUCAUUUUAAA
Messenger RNA from Oncorhynchus mykiss (rainbow trout), 2409 nucleotides. Lineage: Eukaryota; Metazoa; Chordata; Actinopteri; Salmoniformes; Salmonidae. The record is from RefSeq and is a predicted model, not a curated record.